AUGCAGGGUCAGACAGCAGUACUAACAGUAGAAUCUGGCAAGAAAAUGGUUCCAGUGAAACUCCUCAUCCUGGGAACUCAGAACACUGGAAAAACAGCACUGUGUGUUCGUUUCAUAACCAAGCGAUUCAUCGGCGAAUACGACCAUAAAAAGGAGGUGACCUACAGAUGCCGUAGGGUGGUGGACCAGGAAAUUGUUGAUUUGGAGAUAUUGGACACAGCUCCUAAGGACACUUCCCUGGCUUCUCUAGAGUCUUCUAUCCGCUGGGCUGAUGGUUUCCUGCUGCUCUACUCCAUCACACAACGCCUCAGCUUCCUGGAGGUCCCACAAUUCAAGAAACUCAUUGAUCAAACCAAACAGAGCUUAGUUGUUCCCACAGUUCUGGUUGCCAACAAGACAGACAUGGAGAUUGGUAGGGAGGUAACAACAGAGGAAGGACAGAAACUGGCCAAGGAUUUAAGGUGUGGUUUCAGGGAGCUGUCAGUAGCAGAGGCUGUGCUAGCAGUGGAAACAGCGGUGAUGCAGCUAAUUAGGUUGGUGUUGGACCAGCAGCGCCCUCUGUUGCCCGACCGUCGUUCCUACAUGCUAAGUGUUCGCCAUGCUCUGACCAGGAAGCUGAUACGAUCGAAAACCAUGCAGUGGUGACCACAGCGACCACUCU
Messenger RNA from Myripristis murdjan (pinecone soldierfish), 661 nucleotides. Its product is annotated as ras-related and estrogen-regulated growth inhibitor. The coding region runs from base 1 to 645 and encodes 214 amino acids. The transcript has 7 exons. The record is from RefSeq and is a predicted model, not a curated record. Lineage: Eukaryota; Metazoa; Chordata; Actinopteri; Holocentriformes; Holocentridae. Gene Ontology annotation, molecular function: GTPase activity; GTP binding.